AUGCCUCUCACAGCAUCCGAUGAGGAUGCCGCAACGCUUUCCUCCCAAGAGCAAUGUACUUCCAUUUGGAAUCGUAUCAGCGCCCGUGUUGGCGGCGCGUUUAACGGCGCAGACCCCCGAGUCUGCGUCGCUUUUUGGCUCUUCGGCCUUAUCAACAAUGUCCUAUAUGUGAUCAUCCUCUCCGCAGCUGUAGAUCUAGUCGGACCAGAUGUACCCAAAGGCCUCGUUCUCCUCGCCGACGUGGUCCCGUCAUUCGCAACCAAACUCGUCGCUCCGUAUUUCAUCCACCUUGUUCCAUAUUGGAUGCGUACCCUCGUCUUCGCCCUCUUGUCAUCCAUGGGCAUGCUGGUCGUCGCUAUGAGCCCGGGUUAUACAGUUGGUGGAACGAUAUCAUCCAAGAUCGCGGGAAUAGUCCUGGCUAGCUUAUCUUGUGGUGCUGGGGAGCUUAGCUUUGUGGGUCUCACGCACUUCUAUGGCCCGUUCAGUUUAGCUGCGUGGGGGAGUGGUACUGGCGCCGCUGGGCUGGUCGGGGCUGGUGCUUAUGCCCUCGCGACUUCUGCGAUGGGAUUCUCCGUUCGUGUCACGUUGUUAGUAUCGGCAUGCUUACCGGCCAUUAUGGUUUUAAGCUUUUUUGUCGUGCUACCCAAGUCACCCCUGAGGUCUGCCGAAUCUGGCGCUGAUAGAUAUCGUGUCGUUGAGGGCGGGGGUCAGGUGGAGGAAGAUGAAAUGGACGAUGGCGUUGGCGGGGAAGACGAGGGGCUCUUGGGGGAGUCGCGCAAUUCCUCCGCCCACAAGUCUGCCCGUGUCAAUGACGAUGCCCCCUGGCAGGACCAGAUGCGCAAUAAUCUACGUCGCGUCAAGGCACUGUUCAUUCCUUUCAUGGUCCCGAUGCUGCUGGUUUACAUCGCCGAGUACGUGAUCAACCAAGGUGUCGCUCCAACUCUGCUUUUUCCACUGCAUGAAUCGCCAUUUGAGCAUUUCCGCUCGUUCUAUCCCACCUAUAAUGCCAUUUACCAGAUUGGCGUCUUCAUAUCCCGCUCCUCGACCCCGUUCUUCCGCAUCCACAAUCUGUACCUGCCGUCGCUCCUGCAGGUGGUCAACCUUGUGUUGCUGAGCCUCCACGCUAUUUUUAAUUUUAUCCCCACUGUAUGGCUUGUGUUCAUCAUUAUUUUCUGGGAGGGCCUCCUCGGUGGAGUGGUAUAUGUCAAUACCUUUGCAGAGAUUGCCGAUCGUGUUCCUAAGGAGGACCGUGAAUUCUCCUUGGGGGCUACCACUGUCAGUGACUCGGCUGGUAUCUGCAUUGCUGGCUUCAUCAGUAUGGGGUGGGAAGUCUGGUUAUGUAGUUGGCAGGUUGGACAUGGGCGUGAUUAUUGCCGACAAAUGACAUAG
Penicillium robsamsonii is the source of this 1389-nucleotide messenger RNA. Its product is annotated as battenin family protein. Gene Ontology annotation, biological process: regulation of intracellular pH. NCBI's taxonomy places the organism in Eukaryota, Fungi, Ascomycota, Eurotiomycetes, Eurotiales, Aspergillaceae. The transcript is spliced from 3 exons. The coding region runs from base 1 to 1389 and encodes 462 amino acids. Gene Ontology annotation, cellular component: vacuole; membrane. The record is from RefSeq and is a predicted model, not a curated record.